Molecule: messenger RNA, 5892 nt
Organism: Mesorhabditis spiculigera
Lineage: Eukaryota; Metazoa; Nematoda; Chromadorea; Rhabditida; Rhabditidae
Source: the annotation of a GenBank genome assembly
AUGGCGUUCGAGUACGAGAAUGAUCCGGGAUGGCAGUACCUGCGCAUGAGCCGCGAGCAGAUGAUUGCUGAGCAAUCCGCCCCGUACGACUCGAAGAAGAACUGCUGGGUCCCCGAUGAGGAGGAGGGCUUCCAGGCCGCCGAGAUCAUCAAGACCGCCGGAGAGCAGGUCACCGUCGUCACCAAGUCUCAGAAUGAGAUCACCCUGAAGAAGGAGCUCGUCCAGGAGAUGAAUCCUCCAAAGUUUGAAAAAACGGAGGACAUGUCCAAUCUCUCCUUCCUCAACGACGCCUCUGUGCUUCACAACUUGAGGGCCCGCUACAAGAUGAUGCUCAUCUACACCUACUCGGGUCUCUUCUGCGUCGUCAUCAACCCGUACAAGCGCCUCCCCAUCUACACCGAUACGGUGGCCCGUAUGUUCAUGGGCAAACGCCGUACCGAAAUGCCGCCCCAUCUCUUCGCCGUCUCCGACGAGGCUUACCGUAACAUGUUGAUCGACCACGAGAACCAGUCGAUGCUCAUCACCGGAGAAUCCGGCGCCGGCAAGACCGAGAACACCAAGAAGGUUAUUGCCUACUUCGCCGCCGUCGGUGCCAAGCAGAACGAGGCCGAGGGUGUGACCGCUUCUGACGGAACGAAGAAGGUCACCCUCGAGGACCAGAUUGUCCGCACCAACCCCGUCUUGGAGGCGUUCGGUAACGCCAAGACUGUGAGGAACAACAACUCUUCUCGAUUCGGAAAAUUCAUCCGUAUCCACUUCUCCCGAUCCGGCCGUGUCGCUUCUUGCGAUAUUGAGCACUACCUCCUGGAGAAGUCUCGUGUCAUCCGUCAAGCCCCAGGAGAGCGUUGCUACCACAUCUUCUACCAAAUCUUCACCGGCUUCGUCCCUGGCCUUAAGGAGAAGCUGCUGCUUGACAAGCCCAUCAAGGAGUACUGGUUCGUCGCCCAGGCUGAGCUGACGGUCGAUGGAAUCAACGACACCGAGGAGUUCCAGGCUACUGAGGAGUCGUUCGACAUCCUCAACUUCAGCCCGACCGAGAAGUUGGACUGCUACCGCCUGAUGUCCGCCCAUAUGCACAUGGGCAACAUGAAGUUCAAGCAACGCCCGCGUGAGGAGCAGGCCGAACCCGAUCAGACCGACGAGGCCGAGAAGGCAUCCGCCAUGUACGGCGUCGAGACCGAAAAGUUCCUCGGAGCCCUCCUGAAGCCCCGUGUCCGUGUCGGAAACGAGUGGGUCUCCAAGGGCCAGAACGUCGAGCAGGUCAACUGGGCCAAGGGAGCCAUGGCCAAGGCCGUCUACAACAGGGUCUUCAACUGGAUCGUCAAGAAGUGUAACGAGACUCUUGAUCAACAAGGAAUCUCUCGUGACUACUUCAUCGGUGUGCUCGACAUCGCCGGAUUCGAGAUCUUCGACAUGAACUCCUUCGAGCAGUUGUGGAUCAACUUCGUGAACGAGAAGCUGCAGCAAUUCUUCAACCACCACAUGUUCGUCCUCGAGCAGGAGGAGUACGCCAGGGAGGGAAUCGCCUGGACCUUCAUCGAUUUCGGUCUGGAUCUCCAGGCUUGCAUCGAGCUGAUCGAGAAGCCCAUGGGCAUCAUCUCCAUGCUUGAUGAGGAGUGCAUCGUCCCGAAGGCCACCGACACCACUUUGGGCCAGAAGCUGAACGACCAGCACUUGGGCAAGCACCCCAAUUUCGAGAAGCCCAAGCCACCAAAGGGCAAACAGGCCGAGGCCCACUUCGCCAUGAAGCAUUACGCCGGAACUGUGCGUUACAACGUCACCAACUGGCUCGAGAAGAACAAGGACCCGCUGAACGACACCGUCGUCUCCGCCUUCAAGCAGUCCAACGACAACGAGCUGCUGAAGACCAUCUGGGACGACUACGUCACGCAGGAGGAAGCCGCGGAGCUCCAGAAGUCUGGAGGAGCCGCUGGUGGCAAGAAGAAGGGCAAGUCGGGCUCCAUGAUGACCGUGUCUAUGCUCUACCGCGAGUCGCUGAACAACUUGAUGACGAUGUUGCACAAGACCCACCCCCACUUCAUCCGUUGCAUCAUCCCCAACGAAAAGAAGCAGUCGGGAGUGCUUGAUGCCGGCCUCGUGCUCAACCAGCUCACCUGCAACGGUGUGCUUGAGGGUAUCCGUAUCUGCAGGAAGGGCUUCCCCAACAGGAUGCUCCACCCCGACUUCGUCCACCGCUACGCCAUCAUGGCCGCUUCCGAGGCCAAGUCCGACUCGGACCCGAAGAAGUGCGCCGGAGCUGUCAUGCAGCGCAUGAUCAAAGAGGGAUAUGUCACCGAUGAGAACUUCAAGCUCGGAGCCACCAAGGUCUUUUUCAAGGCCGGAAUCCUGGCCCAUCUCGAGGACAUCCGUGACGAGAAGCUCGCACAGAUCUUCACCCUCUUCCAGGCCUUCAUCCGCGCCUACUUGGGCAGCGCCGACAAGAAGCGCCGCGAGCAGCAGAAGGUUGGACUCCUCAUCGUCCAGAGGAACGUCAAGGGAUGGUGCAGCCUGCGCACUUGGGACUGGUUCAAGCUGUACGGCAAGGUCAAGCCGAUGAUCUACGCCUCCAAGUUUGACGAGCAGCUCGAUGCCCUCAACGCUCAAUUGAAGGAGGUCGAGGACAAGCUGAAGCGCGAAUCCGAACUCCGCACCGACUUCGAGCAACAGAACAAGAAGCUCAACGAUGAAAAGAACCAACUGUUCGCCGACCUCGAGAAGGCCAAGAGCAACAUCGCAGAGCACCAAUCGAAGGUCUCUCAGCUCGAGUCGCAGCACAGCAGUGCCGUUCGCGAGCUUGAUGAUGUCAACGACGCUCUGGCCAUAGCCGAGGAGGGCAACUCUGAAGGCCUUCGUGCCAAGAAGAGGGCCGAGGGAGAGCUCGACUCGCUCAAGAAGCAACUGCAAGAUCUGCAGAUGAGCCUCCGCAAAGGCGAAUCUGAGAAGCAAUCCAAGGAGCACCAGAUCCGUUCUCUCCAGGAUGAAAUGCAACAUCAGGAGGAGACGAUCGCUAAGCUCAACAAGGAGAAGAAGCACCACGAAGAACAGAACAGGAAGCUUCUUGAGGACCUUUCCUCCGAGGAGGACAAGGUCAACCACUCCAACAAGGUCAAGUCGAAGCUCGAGCAGACCCUUGAUGAGCUGGAGGAUGCCCUGAACCGCGAGAAGAGGAACAAGGCUGAGGCUGAGAAGGAGAAGAGGAAGACUGAGGGCGAGCUCAAGAUUGCCAACGAAAACAUCGAUGAGGCUCACCGCCAGAAGCUCGACCUCGAGAACAACCUGAAGAAGAGGGAAGGCGAGCUUCACAACAUCAACUCUCGCCUGGAGGACGAACAAUCCCUGGUUGGCAAGCUCCAACGCCAAGUUAAGGAGCACCAGUCUCGCCUUGCCGAGCUCGAGGAGGAGCUCGACAGCGAGCGGGACUCCCGCAACCGCGCCGAGCGCGCCAAGGCAGAACUCCAGAGCGAGCUUGAGGACCUCAACAACCGUCUUGAUGACCAGGGAGGAGCCACCGCCGCUCAGGCCGAGAUCAACAAGAAGCGUGAGGCCGAACUUGCCAAGCUCCGUCGUGACAUCGAGGAGGCCGGCCACCACCACGAGACCCAGUUCUCGGCACUCAAGAAGAAGCACACCGAUGCUGUUGCGGAGCUCUCGGAGCAGAUCGACCAGGUCAACAAGGCCAAGCACCGCGCCGAGAAGGACAAGGUUCAGGCCCAGCGUGACGCUGAAAGCCUGCAGUCCCAGCUCGACCAGGAAUCCUCAACCAAGGUUCAGCACGAGAAGCUGGCCAAGCAGUUCGAAGCCCAGCUCGGAGAGCUGCAGUCCCGUGUCGAUGACCAGGGACGUGAGCUGCACGACUUGAACUCGGUGAAGAACCGACUUGGAGGACAGAACUCCGAUCUUGGCCGCCAACUCGAAGACGUCGAGUCUCAGCUUGCCAACAUCAACCGCGUCAAGUCGCAGAUCCUCGCCCAACUCGACGAGGCCAAGCGUGCUGCUGAUGAUGAGGCUCGUGAGCGUCAAGCUCUUCAAGCCGCUUCUCGCAAUGCCCAGGCUGAAGCUGAACAAGUUCGUUCUCAACUCGAAGAGGAGAUCGAAGCCAAGAAUGACGUCAACCGUCAAUUGUCCAAGGCGAAUGCUGAGAUUCAACAAUGGAAAUCUCGAUUCGAAGGAGAAGGUAUGCUUCGUGCUGAUGAGAUUGAAGAAGCCAAGAGGAAGCAACAACAACGCAUCCAGGAAUUGACCGAUUCCAUUGAAGCUGCCAAUCAAAAGAUUUCCGCUCUCGACAAAUCAAAGGCUCGUAUCGCUGGAGAACUUGAUGAUGCUCAAGUUGAUGCUGAUCGUGCCAAUUCCUAUGCUGCUACUUUGGAGAAGAAGCAACGUGACUUUGAUGAUAUUGUCGGAGAAUGGAAGAGGAAAUCUGAUGACCUUGGAGCUCAGGUCGAUGGAGCUCAACGUGAUGCUCGCAAUGCUCUGGCUGAUCUUCACCGUGCCAAGACUGCCCAAGAUGAACUUGGAGAAGUCAUUGAGGGACUUCGCCGUGAGAACAAGGCUCUCGGAUCGGAGAUCAAGGAUCUGAGCGAUCAACUUGGUGAAGGAGGACGAUCUGUUCAUGAAAUGCAAAAGAUUAUUCGUCGUCUUGAGACUGAAAAAGAAGAACUUCAAAAGGGAUUGGAUGAGGCUGAGAAUGCACUUGAAGCCGAAGAAGCCAAGGUGAUGAGGGCCCAAGUGGAAGUAUCACAGAUUCGUGCCGAGAUCGAGAAGAGAAUCCAGGAGAAGGAGGCCGAAUUCGAGAGCACCAGGAAGAACCAUCAAAAGGCCCUGGAGAGCAUGACUGCUUCCAUCCAGACCGAGUCCAAGUCUAAGAAUGAACUUCUCAAGUCAAAGAAGAAGCUGGAGGGAGAUAUCAACGAAUUGGAGAUUGCUCUUGAUCAUGCCAAUAAGAACAAUGCUGAUACUCAGAAGAAUCUCCGCAAACAUCAAGAACAGAUCCGUGAGCUGCAACUCCAGGUUGAGGAGGAACAGCGACAGAAAGAUGAGGUUCGUGAUCAACUCCAGGGAGCCGAGAAGAGGGCCCAGAUCCUCGAGCAGGACAAGGAUGAACUGAAGCACGCCUUUGGAGAGGUCGACCAUCAGAGACGCCAGGCUGAGACUGAGGCUCAUGAUGCCCGCGAAGCCGCCAACGAGUACCAGCUCCAGGCUUCGACGCUCAGCUCGACCAAGCGCCGCCUCGAGGGAGAGAUCUCUGCUCUGCACUCCGAUUUGGACGAGACGAUGAAGGAGUUCCGUCUGGCUGAGGAGAACAGCAAGCGCGCCAUCGCUGAUGCUACCCGUUUGGCUGAGGAGCUGAAGCAGGAGCAAGACCAUGGUGCCGCCCUCAACCGUGCCCGCCAGGACCUCGAGCAGCGUCUGAAGGAGUUCCAGGUCCGCCUGGACGAGGCCGAGGCUGCCGCGCUCAAGGGAGGCAAGAAGACCAUCGCCAAGCUGGAGCAACGCAUCCGCGAGAUCGAGGCCGAGCUUGACGGCGAGCAGCGCCGCUACCAGAACAUCAUCAAGGAGGUCCAGAAGUCGGAUCGUCGCGUCAAGGAGCUCCAGUUCCAGAUUGACGAGGACAAGAAGAACUUCGACCGCCUCAACGAGCUCGUUGACAAACUCCAGACCAAGAUCAAGACCCAGAAGCGCCAGAUCGAGGACGCUGAGGAACUGGCCAAUGGCAACCUGCAGAAGUUCCGCCAGAUCCAGGCCCAGCUCGAGGACGCCGAGGAGCGCGCCGAUUCGGCUGAGGAUGGUCUGACCCGCCUCAGGUCGAAGUCGCGUGCUGGAACCACGGCCGGCGCCGGCAUCCAGGGAUCCGCCUCUGUGGCCGUGAUGCGCGCCGCCAGCCGCUCCAAAUUC